AUUUAUACACUGUUUAGAUCAUUAGAAAUUCUAGCUAAUUAACUCCUUUUAAAUAAUUUCAAAAUGUAUGACUACUUGUGCCAAUACGAUAAAGAACAAAAAGUCUGGACCAGUGCCAAGAGGCAUGAAUUCUACAAUGAAAAUGUUUCGGCCGGAGAAUUGGCAUAUUUUGUUAUGCGCAAUACAAAUCCCUCGGAAGUUAUGCAAAUUUCAGACUGCGAUGGCACUGUUAUGACUUAUGGCUCCGCCCUAACUACAGCUAUAAGGAUUGCUCAACAUUUUGAGACGAUUGGUUUAACGGAAGAUGAUAUUGUGAGUAUUUUUGCUCCCAAUACCACAUAUGUUAUGCCUGUGGCAUUGGCUGCCUGGUUCAAUGGCACUCCUUUCCAGCCCAUGAACACUGUAAUGGAAACAAAUGUUUGUAUACAAAUUUUCGAAAAAAUUAAACCCAAGAUUAUAUUCUGUGAUGGUUUACAUUAUGAAAAGUUGAAAAAAGCUUCAGCCGCUUUUAAACCAGCUAUUUAUACAAUUUGUAAUCAUGUGGAAAAUGUGCCUAGAAUCGAGGAACUAUUAGAGCCCACGAAGAGUGAACAGCAUUUUAAGCCCAAACCUUUGACUAAAGGUCCCACUCAAAACUAUGGUCAAUUAUUGCUUUCAUCGGGCACCACCGGCUUACCCAAAGGAAUAUGUCUAUCAAAUCGUUAUGUCAUUUCAGAUAUGGCUUUCACCUAUCAAUAUGAUACAAUUUUCUCCACCAGCAGCAUAGAUUGGUUGACAGGUCUGGUAACUCUCUUGACUAAUGUUUUGGUAGGAGGAGUAAGAGUUAUAACUAGUAAACCCUAUUCCGCGGAAUAUUUGCAUGAAAUUAUUACCAAAUACAAAAUUAGUGUUUUAGUCACUAAUCCCUCCGCCAUGUUGGAGUUGACCUCAUUACCCAUUUUCUCCAAGAAAUCUAUGGAAAGUAUACGCAUGCUAAUUAUGGGUGGCUCCUCAUGUCCCGAAAAUACUCUAAAGGUUAUACGCAGCAGUUUAACAAAUGGUAAAUUGCAUUUCGGUUAUGGCAGUACUGAAAUUGGCGCUAUUGCUUUCAACAAUCGUGAUUACAAAUUAAAAUCGGUGGGUCAACUUGUACCCAAUUUACAAAUGAAAAUUAUGGAUACUACCACAGGCGAGCGUUUGGGUCCCAAUGAAAAAGGAGAGGUGUGUUUGCGCAAAACUAAUGAUCAAUGGUUGGGUUAUUAUAAAAAUCCUGAAGCCAAUAAAUCCACCAUAGAUGCUGAGGGAUUUGUACGCACUGGCGACUUGGGUUAUGUGGAUGAUGAACACUAUUUGUUUUUGCUGGAUCGUUGUCGUGAUGUUAUGAAAUAUUGGGGCUAUAAAUGGUCACCUCAUGAAAUUGAAGUAUUGGUUGCUGAAAUGCCCGAAGUUAAGGAAGUUUGUGCUUUUGGUGUUUACGAUAGUGUUAACUUGUAUGUACCUGCUGCAGCAGUGGUGGUAAAACCGGGCUGUUCUUUGACAGCACAAGAUGUGGUGAAGUUUAUGGAGCGUCGCAGUGAAGUUCAUUAUAAACAUUUAAAUGCUGGUGCUUUUAUUUUGAAGGAAUUGCCACGUAAUAGAAAUGGCAAAGUUAUGAGAGAUAAAGUUUUGGAAAUAUGUUUGGCUAUGAAAAAGGAAGAGAGUGAACAAGUGGAUAGAUAAGAAGUUAAAAGGAUUUAACUUAUUUUUUUUAUUGUUUUAUAGAAUUUUAAAAAUGG
Messenger RNA from Lucilia sericata (common green bottle fly), 1754 nucleotides. Its product is annotated as 4-coumarate--CoA ligase 1-like. The record is from RefSeq and is a predicted model, not a curated record. Gene Ontology annotation, molecular function: long-chain fatty acid-CoA ligase activity. The coding region runs from base 64 to 1698 and encodes 544 amino acids. The transcript has 4 exons. NCBI's taxonomy places the organism in Eukaryota, Metazoa, Arthropoda, Insecta, Diptera, Calliphoridae. Gene Ontology annotation, biological process: long-chain fatty acid metabolic process; fatty-acyl-CoA biosynthetic process.